AUGAAGUGUGCACGACAUCAUCAUCUUUACAAAGAGGACGUCCAAAGGAUGAGCAUAUUGACAGUGCUUUUGAAAAAGUGUGUAGGUGCAUUGGCGAUUCAGAGGACUGUUAAUUCACUUUACAUGAGUGGUGUUCUUGAGAGCUACCGCGGAGAGUCAGCACGCCGCUGUCCCCAGAGGUUGUCUUGCUCACGCGGGAUGAGCAUCGUACGAAUCCAAGGGAGCAGGAUGGCGUCUCCACCUGAAGAUUUUGAAGAUUUUCCUGGCUCCAAUACUUCCUGGCCUUCUCCGGCCCUCUCAGACAUCGCCGUCAACAACAGUACCUGGCUCGGCACGGAUAUCACCCUCACCGCAGCUCAAAAGGACAUGACAGGGAGCCUUGUGUCCCUGGGGUGCCUCCUGGGAGCGUGGUGUGUCGGUGCGGUGGGGACGCGACUUGGACGGCGAUUAUGCUUGCAAUUUACAGCUAUUCCUCUUCUUGUGGGCUCUAUUGCACUUUCCCUUUCUACUAACGUCUACGUUAUGCUUGGGGCGAGACUGCUGCAAGGAUUCGGCAGCGGGAGUUCUUCUGCGGCAGGAACUCUUUAUGUGGUGGAAGUGGCUGACACAUCGGUUCGAGGCGCCAUGACAACAGUGUGCACUUUGGCCAUAGUGUUGGGAGGUCUCUUUGUCGUAGGCGUCGGCUGUGUGCUACAUUGGUACCACUUAGCCCUGGUGUGUGCCAUUCCUCCAAUUAUUCUAUUGAUUGGAACUUUCUUCUUACCCAAGUCUCCCGCCAUCUUGUUGGUACGUGGGAAGAGACUUGAAGCAGUAAGAACUUUGAGAAGACUGCGGGGUCCUUAUGCAAAUCUGCAAUCAGAAAUACAGAUGCUAGAAAUGAAGAAUUCCUCCCAAACGACUGACUGGAAAAAGAUUCUAAACCGGCGCACGGCCAAGCGAUUGGCUGUAGUAGUGAUGUUAUUCGCUUUCCAGCACUUCUGUGGUAACUAUGUGUUUAUUGUUCACACUGCCCGGAUCUUGGAGAAGGUGGGAGCUCCCUGGGACCCAGACAUGGGCACCGUUCUCGUGACAGCUGUGAGACUUGCAGGAACGAUGGUGUCCAUUUUCUUAGUGGAUCGAAUGGGCCGCCGAUCUUGCCUGGUUGCCUCACAUGCGAUCGCGUCUGCCUCCUUGGUCAUGCUCGGGACCUAUGUCUACCUGGCAGAGGGGGCACCAGACGAGAACACCUCGUUUUCAAGCCUUGGGUGGGUGCCGCUUCUCUGUGUGGUGACGGCGGUGUUCGGAAUCUUCUUAGGAGCCCAUCCUGUACCCUACUGCCUCGCUGCCGAGUACUUCCCCACAAGUAUUCGUAGUCAGACCUUUUCGAUCUGCUACUCCGCUGCGAUGCUGUUCUCCUUCCUGGUGCUGCAAGUGUACAGUCCAAUGCAGGACGCGCUCACCCACCCCGGCCUCUACUGGUUUUACAGCGCCUCCAGCUGCCUAGCCGUGGCUUUCACGCUCAUCUUUGUUGAGGAAACCAAAGGCAAAAAUAUUGGCUAAUAAAAGGAGGAAGGAUAACAUUAAACAACGACGAAUGUGAGCACCACCACCCUUGCACCAAGAAGAUUAUCAGCAACGCGUGUAAUGAUGUUGUGUGGAACCUUCCCAAAGAAUCACUCAUUUUUUUAGAAUUUCAAAAUACUUAUUUGACAAAUGAUUUAGCCCUGCCAAUGUGCUUUCUAAAAUGGUGCAUAACGUUUCCCUACUCCCAGUAGUUUCGUCGCUAGAGCUUCAAACGUAAACCCUGUCGAGAGCGAUUUUGACGAACUCCAGGCAUU
This is a messenger RNA of Eriocheir sinensis (Chinese mitten crab), 1817 nucleotides long. Its product is annotated as facilitated trehalose transporter Tret1-2 homolog. Gene Ontology annotation, biological process: transmembrane transport. Gene Ontology annotation, cellular component: membrane. Lineage: Eukaryota; Metazoa; Arthropoda; Malacostraca; Decapoda; Varunidae. The record is from RefSeq and is a predicted model, not a curated record. Gene Ontology annotation, molecular function: transmembrane transporter activity. The transcript is spliced from 7 exons. Bases 1 to 1539 code for a protein of 512 amino acids.